GUCCCACUCCUCCGCUGACGGCCGGGUCAGGGAAAUCCGAAUCAGGCUUGCCUCUGCAGCUCUGCCCAAAGUCCUAGCAAAGUCCUCAGAGCAGGCAGGAGACCAGUAAGUGACUUCAGCAAGAUAAGUUCGACUUUUGCCUGACUCAGAGACUGCCAGAAAGUAGAUCCUUUAUAUAGGCCAUGGGGUGUGGCUCCAUGACUCAGCACUCAUUAAGGCCUGCCCCUCCCUUCCUUCUGUUGCCUCCGCCUAUCCAGUCUUCUGAUGCGAGGGUCACUCCAAUCAGCUGUUGUUGGGAGUAAACCCUCCUCAGGCUCACCUGCUGUGGAGGAGGGGGAGGGGUCUAGCUGCUCCGUUUGCCUGGGCAUGGAGUCAGGGCUGGGGCAGGGAGAUGCUCCUUCUUCUGCAGUUUGUGUGGGCAUGGAGCCAGGACUUGGGCCGGGAAGCAUACAUUCCUCAGUGUUCGGGAGCAGCUUCCAAGCAAUUUUCAGAAGAAGUUUUAAGAGCCCACAAUGACUACAGGAAGAAGCAUGGCGUUCCUUCACUAAAACUCUGUAAAAAAUUAAACAGAGAAGCACAGCAGUAUUCAGAAGCACUUGCUAGCACAAGAAUCCUCAAACACAGUCCUGAAUCUAGCAGUGGAAAAUGUGGAGAAAAUCUAGCAUGGGCUUCAUACGAUCAAUCAGGAAGUGAAGUAGCUGACAGAUGGUAUAGUGAAAUCAAGAAUUAUAAUUUCCAAAGCCCUGGUUUUUCCUCUGGGACCGGUCAUUUCACAGCAAUGGUUUGGAAGAACACAAAAAAGAUGGGAGUUGGAAAAGCAGCUGCAAGUGAUGGCUCCACAUUUGUAGUGGCUAGAUAUGAACCUGCUGGCAACAUUGUAAACGCUGGGCAAUAUGAACAAAACGUUUUUCCACCAAAAAAAUAAUAAAUUGUAUGGAAAGGAGGCUGUUUUUAACAGGUUAUACAAAGAAAACUGGGAAUUCACCUGAUUACAUAGGACAAAUCACUGUUGAAUGGUACUUUAGUCUUUUAAUGAUUAUUUCAAGAAAUGUUUAAUGGAGAAGCAGUUCUGCCUACAAAAUUAAUUCUUGUACAGAACCAUGUCUGAAACGCAAUGAAAACAUUGAAAGACAAUGAUACAAGCCAACAUAAGGAACAUACAUAUCAAGAAAUGUAAGAGCAAAAUAUAUUGAAAUAACAGUAUUCAGAUUGUAAUAUUUUGAUAUUAAAGUUUGCAAAUAUAUUUUUAGAGCGUUUACAUAAUUUCAUAUUUGUACAGAAUUCCUUCUCUAGAAUAUAUUUGCAAACUUUAAUAUCAAAAUAUUAUAAUUUUAAUACUGUUAUUUCAAUACAUUAUAUUUUCAAGGAUUUAUAAAAAGAAGAAAGACUGGUUUUAAUUGUUUACAAUUAAAUGCCCAUAGGGAUUGAUUGUGUUGCAACAGUUUUAAAUACAUUAGACUGAAUGCAUAUGAAAAAUAGCAAAUGUCCUAACAUAAAUUGCAUGAAACUAUUUAUCUGGUGCAUCAAGUGUUUGUAGAUCAGCAUGGACUGGUGUAGUAGGGUUGUAGGCAUUCUGAAAAUACAACUAUUUCCACAGAGCACAAAACUUAGGUAUCCAUUAGACUCUCAUCUGACUUCUUUUUGUGUAAAUUGCAAGGUCAGGUUAAAUUAAUAGUUUUAUUUCUCAGUCUGGAAGUUUGCUGAAGCUUACAGAAUUAUUGUUUAGUAAGCAUCUCACCCUCUUUUUAUAUUGCAAAGACUUUGUGUCAGUGCAGUAAAUGGAGAGUGAGGGGCUCCUAUUAGGGACAGCUGACAAGACUGGGGAAUCGGUUAGUAGUAAAUGACGCAGUUGUUGGGGAAGUGCUCCAUUGCCACAAUAGUCAUGGCUUUUGCUUAGAAGUCACACUUGAAAGAAAUAUUUUAAAAGUCUUUAAAAGGUCGAAAAAUUUAAACUCUUCUGAUUAGGAUAAACAGAGACUGUUAAAAUGAAUAUAUUACCCAAGACAUUUUUUAAAAUUUGAAAUGGUGCCAGUUUUAUUCCCAUGUAAAACUUGGCAAGAUUGGCAAAAAACAUUCAAUAGAUUUAUAUGGAAUUGGAGAAAACCUGAAAUAAAUUUUAAGUUUUUACAGGAUGAACCCAAUUAGCAAAAGAAAGCUCAGGACAAUAUUGGUUGGAAACAUGAAAAAGGACCUCAUGCUAGUAGCUAGGCAAUUGACUAAUAUUGAUGAUGAUGAUGAUGAUAUUCCAUUCAAUCCUGCCUUUGGUUCUUGGAGACUACCUGAACAAGCCCUGCAAUUUUCUUGGCAAGGUUUAUCAGAAGUAGUUUGCCAUUGCCUCCUGAAAAAGUGACUGGUCCAGAGCCCUAAAUGGCAUGGGUCUAGGCUAUUUGAGGAGCUAUCUUACUCCAAUAAGAAUAGCCUGCCCCACCUAUUCCAGUAAAAGGAGCCUGAUGUGGACCAAGAAAUUCUAGCCAGCAAUGUCAAAAAAGAGCCUUUUCUACUGUGGCCUCAUCCCUGUGAAUCAUUCUACGAUGAUCAGAAGCAAGAACUAUUCCAACUCUUCAAGCAUUCCAGAAGGGUAUCAAAACCUGAUUUUUUCAGUUGCCUUAUAAAGUGUUUACUGCUGGAAGGGUUAACAGAGUAAGAAGAACUAUCAUCCCAAUGUUGUUUGUCUCCUUGGUUCUAGUUUUUUUUAGCGUUUAAAUUUUUAAAUUAUUUUUAUACUUUUUAAAAAUUUUCUGUAAGCCACCCAAAGUCACUUUAUAAUUGACAGGGGAAAGGUAUAAAUAUAGCAAACAAACAAACAGUCACCCAGCUGACUUUAUGCCCAAAUCUGAACUGAAACUCAUUUCCUGGUUUCUAGCCUGAUGCCUUAACCAACUAUAUAUUAUAGUCUAGACCAGAGGCCACCAACCUUUCGGACCUCAGGGACCACUAAAUUCAUAAUUGUAAAUCCCACGGACCACUAAUAUUAUCUGCCUAAAUGACCGGCUAGGUGGGUGUGGCAAGGUGGUCAUGUGACUGGGUGGGCAUGGCCAACUCAACAUCACAAACGUCGAGGGGCACCUUGCCAGCUUCUACUUGCCACUCCUCACCUGCCCGCCUGGGCUCCUUAGGGCCCCAACAGGAAGUAGUUGCUGGAGCUAAGCAGCCACCAUGAGAAAGAAUUGGCAAAACAGCUCAGUUCAAAUUGGAUCUGACUGAGAAGGGAGUUCAUCAGAAGCACCUCACUGAGGACUACAAGCAUAGGGUUUCCAAGCAGAGGGAAGACCUGCGGGAAUGCAAGGCCAGGUACUGGCACCUGGAGGCUCAGCGGACUCAGAUGGUCAGCCAGUUCCAGGCCAUGAUGCUGUCCCACUGGAAAAAGGCCCUUCAGCUCUUUGCCACCAGUGGCACUCCCCUCCAGCCUUCGUCCAAAGCCCCACACCAGGAGGCUGAAGCAGACCCUGAGUCGGAAUUUCUGCCCCUCUCCAACCCAUACAAAAAGACCCUGAAGGGGGAGACUCUCUGCAGCAACACAAACGUUCAUUGCACGUAUCCAGCCCAGAGGCCUUAGUUUCAGGACUUUAGUGCAAUAUAAAAAAAUGCAAAUAAUUUUUCUGGGGACUAUCAAAAUUUUCUCACGGACCACCGGUGGUCCACGGACCCCCAGUUGGUGACCACUGGUCUAAACUAUAAAGAUAAAGGUAAAGGUUCCCCUCGCACAUACGUGCUAGUCAUUGCCGACUCUAGGGGGCAGUGCUCAUUCCGUUUCAAAGCCGAAGAGCCAGUGCUGUCCGAAGACGUCUCCAUAGUAAUGUGGCUGGCAUGACUCAAUGCCAAAGGUGCAAUGAACGGUCUUACCUUCCCACCAAAGGUGGUCCCUAUUUUUUUCUACUUGCAUUUUUUACAUGCUUUUGAAACUGCUAGGUUGGCAGAAGCUGGGACAAGUCAUGGGACCUUACCCGUUACACGGCAGUGCUAGGGAUUCGAACCGCCGAGCUGCCGACCUUUUGAUCGACAAGCUCAAUGUCCUAGCCCCUGAGUCACCACAUCCCUAUGGUCUAAACCAGCGGUUCUCAACCUGUGGUUCGUGACCCCGUUGGGAGUCGAAUGACGAUUUACCAGGGGUCGUCUAAGACCAUCGGAAAUAUGGGAAGUAUACUUACGAGUCGAAAAAUUGCGCUCCAAUGGUUGACGCCACAAGCCAGCUGCAGACUCUUCAAAUCACUAGCCGAAUUUGGCUUCAGGCGCGAUGAAUUAAAAAAGAGAGAAAUCUUUGCUCUGAUGUCUCCCUCUCAAACCAGCUGCAAUCACUCCCAAUUGCUAGCCUAAUCUGGCUUCAGGC
This is a messenger RNA of Ahaetulla prasina, 4327 nucleotides long. It is a transcript of the gene GLIPR2, whose product is annotated as GLI pathogenesis related 2. The coding region runs from base 392 to 925 and encodes 177 amino acids. Gene Ontology annotation, cellular component: extracellular region. The record is from RefSeq and is a predicted model, not a curated record. The transcript is spliced from 5 exons. NCBI's taxonomy places the organism in Eukaryota, Metazoa, Chordata, Lepidosauria, Squamata, Colubridae.